AUGCCUCGCGCCGAAGCCGGAAGCACCAAGGCGAUCAGCAACAAGAUGAAGUCGAAAGGCUUAGGCCGACUUCGCUGGUACUGUCAAGCCUGUGAAAAACAGUGCAACGACCAAAACGGAUUCAAGUGCCAUGUCAACAGCGAAAGCCACACGAGACAAAUGCUUCUGAUCGGCGAGAACUCCAAGAAACACAUUGAGGAUUUCAGUCGCGACUUUUUACGAAACUUCGUUGAAAUAUUGAGAACGACACAUGGUGAAAAGAAGAUCCAAAUUAAUCACUUCUACCAGCAAGUUAUUCAAGAUAAGAGCCAUAUCCAUAUGAACUCCACAAAGUGGUCAAGCCUGACGCAGUUCGCCUCAUACCUCGGACGGGAGGGUAUUUGCCGUGUGGAGGAAGGCGAAAAGGGCCUCUUCGUCUCAUGGAUCGAUAACAGCCCCGAAACCAUGCGCAAGCGCGAAGCCGUCAUGAAAAAAGAACGACAGGAUAAGGGUGACGAGGAGAGAGAACAGCAACAAAUCCAAGAACAGAUUGAGCGGGCCCAACGCACUGCAGCAGCCCACAAGACAGAAGAGGAACCGGAAGCGAAAUUAUUGCAGCGGAAGGAAGGCGAGAAGAUGAAGCUUGAUUUCGGAUUCGCAGCCAAGCCGAAGACAGAGUCCAAGGUACCAUCGCCUCCAACCACAACUGAGUCGCCCGAGACAAAGGAUUCGCCGACUGAUACCACUGAUACUCCUGCUCCGCCUGCAGAAGCUGCACCGCCCGCACCUAUCAAGGUGUCGAUGUCUAUGGGUGCUCAGAAGCAGAACGUGUUUGCUGCUGCUAAGAAGAACCCCUUGGCUGGAAAGAAGGGCUCUGUUUUCGCUCCUCCCAAGAAGAUGACUGAGCAAGAACGAAUCAUGAAGGCUGAGAUGGAGGCUUUGGAGCGCAAGCGGUCUCAUACCGGCUCUGUAUUCAACAACGCCAAGCGUCCCAAGGUCACUUGA
Messenger RNA from Penicillium nucicola, 984 nucleotides. Its product is annotated as putative C2H2 finger domain protein (Kin17). Gene Ontology annotation, cellular component: nucleus. The transcript is spliced from 3 exons. Gene Ontology annotation, biological process: DNA damage response; DNA replication. Bases 1 to 984 code for a protein of 327 amino acids. Gene Ontology annotation, molecular function: double-stranded DNA binding. The record is from RefSeq and is a predicted model, not a curated record. NCBI's taxonomy places the organism in Eukaryota, Fungi, Ascomycota, Eurotiomycetes, Eurotiales, Aspergillaceae.